CGCACGAUCCAGUCCGCCAGUGUCUCGAGAAGGUCCAGCUGUUCCAUCGACUUCAAAAUGAACACUCUGCUCUCCAGACCGAGCAUCAGAAGCUGAAGUCCGAGGACGAAAAGCUCAGGCGAGAGCUCGAACAGCACUCCCGACAAGCGACCAAGACAGCCCAGCAUCUGCAGGACCAAGUCGCCCAGCUCCAGUCUGAAAACCGCACGCUCAAGGAAGACAACCGUCAACUCUCGCGGCAGUACAUGGACCUACAGAAACAGAGCCACAUUUGGAAGCAGCGGCUCACCCACGACGACCAGCAGCUCACUCAAAUGACUGCUGAGCUGUCCACCUGCAUCGGCGAACAGCGUCGGCACGAAGAGACCGAGAGGACGCUCCACGAAGAGCUGUCUCAGAUGCGCCAGCUACACUCGAAUACACAGCAACAGCUGCAAGGCCAGAUGGACAAGCUGAAGGCGCAACACGCCGAACAAGUGGCUGCCCUGAUGGACGAUAUCCGAACGCUGGAGGCUCGGGAAGCAAGGUGGUCGAUGCUGUACAAGCGAGACGCAUUCUCCGCCAGAGAUCACCGUAGCGACAGCGGCCGGGCAGUGGACCAUGGAUCACCAUCGCCACUGAAGCAAGAUCACGACCGCUCGCCACAGGGCCGGCUGUAUGGCCAUAGGAUGAGCCCAUCCAAGCCGCCGACACCACCGAAACCUGGGGCUGCUCUGGCGGCCACUGCCACUCCGCUUUCCGACCGUGCUGUCCACUCCACGCCGUUUCCAAGUCGUGCGGCAAUCUCGCCGAUCACCAAGGAAACUCGGUACAGCCCGCAUCAGCCGAUGGCCGUCGAUUCUGCUCACGCCAGAUCAACGACCUCCGAGACGCCAACCUUCCUGUUCGACGAGGCCAAGAACGCGGCCAAGGUCGUCGAAGAUUUUUCGAGGAAGAUAUCCGAGCUGGAGAGAAACUUUGACCGGAUCGAGUUUGGGCUGUGAUGGGCAGCCAUCGCAAGGGACCGACCUCGGGGUUCGCCCUGAACCCGGCCCCACAAGCAUCUAUGGAAGAGUCCCAUCGAAUAUAUAGACGGACCGGAACCAAAGCGCAUUCAUUGGAGCGCGUAAGC
Polychytrium aggregatum is the source of this 1111-nucleotide messenger RNA. RefSeq lists its product as uncharacterized. The record is from RefSeq and is a predicted model, not a curated record. The coding region runs from base 246 to 983 and encodes 245 amino acids. The transcript has a single exon. NCBI's taxonomy places the organism in Eukaryota, Fungi, Chytridiomycota, Chytridiomycetes, Polychytriales.